Messenger RNA from Penaeus vannamei (Pacific white shrimp), 3474 nucleotides. Lineage: Eukaryota; Metazoa; Arthropoda; Malacostraca; Decapoda; Penaeidae. The record is from RefSeq and is a predicted model, not a curated record.
UAGAGGGUCUGGGUGCUGCUGCAGGGUAGCAUGUUGCCAGGGCUUGUUGAUGCUGCAUCAACGAAUAGUGCCAAUAUUUCUGUUGCUGCUGCCUCCAAUGCAGUACCAACACAUAACCCAAUGAUGGCAACUCAUGACACUCAUCAAGAAAUGCCAUCACAUCUGCCAGAGACUAGCCUAGCAGACUUAAAAGCAGCAGGCUUAGAUACUAGUUUAAGUUAUUAUUCGUCAAUUCCACAAACGCAAAGCGACACAUCUAUCAUGCGCAAACAGUCAGAGGAGGAGCUCAACCCAGAGGCCCAGGCCCUACAGCGGCAUCAUGCAGAGGCUUCAGCACUGGCAAGUUACCUGGCUGCUCAGGAUAAGAAGCCCCCUUCCUCCGCCCCAGAAACCCCAAAGUCAUCUGGAGGAAGCUCUUUCAGCAAGCCCAAGCCAACACCCAAGAACCUCAGUUCAUGGUCAUCCCUAGCGCAGAGUGCCGUCCCUUCACCAACAGCCUCGACCUCUUUGAAAACCUCAGCCAGUGAUUCCUUUGCCCAGUUCAAGAGAGUUGCCAAGGAGAAAGAAGCAAGGCAACGUCAGAUCAUUGAGCAGCAAGAGCAGAGAAGGCAGCAGAAGGAGCAAGUUGAGAAGGAACGUGCAAGACAAGAAGCAGAGAGAGAGCGUGCACGGUUAGAGGAGGAAGCUUUGGACAGGGCAAUGGAACAAGCUAAAGAAAUUCGGGCCACUCAAGAAGUUCAAAGACGAGAACCGGUUGCCAUACGGGAGCGGCCACCCUCAAGUGCAAAAGUGGCUACCCCAAUGACAGCCUCAACUUCGCCACACCCCCAGCUGGCAACGCCUGCAGGACCUCCCAGCUCACAUCCCCCUGCCACUCCAACCUCUUCCAUAGACAAUGCAAAGCAAAGUGACCGCGACAGACAAAAACUAAGAGAACAAGAACGAAGACGGAGGGAAGCUAUGGCGGGUCAGAUAGACAUGAAUCGCCAAAGUGACUUGAUGGCUGCGUUUGAAGAACAGUGUGGAAAAUAAUGUAUAAGAAUUACCAAAAAUAUUUUAUUAAUGUCGGCUCUGUUCCUUGUACACAACUCAACUCAGAUAUCACCUAAGUCCUUUUAUUUGACAUGUUUUGUACAUAUAACUAUAGCUGUGUUUAUAUUUAUUAUAGUUCAGUGAGAGUUCUUGUUGUUGCUGUACAUUUGUGUAUGAAACUUAUGGAUGUAAAUGUUACAUUUUGGCUGUGAAAUCGUCCCUUGCCAAUGCAUGUUGUCGGCAAGUUGUACAACUGUUGGCCCUGCUGCUUGAUGGCACUCUGUUCAUUUGGCCAGCUCCGAAUUAAGAGAAAAAAUUAUUCUAUUCUACUGAGAACUAAAUAACUGUCAUGACUGAGCAUAAGUGCAAGUGUGGCACAUCAGUGGUGCCCUAUCUGUAGUGUUACAAGUGUCAACUGAGCUGAUCUGUUAAGAUUAGCACAAGUCCUAACUUCCAGUUGUCAUGCAUCAGACCACAGCAGAGGGUUCUGUUUGUCCACAGUAGAAGAUACUUUUUCUUUUGGUUGAUGACACCUCUGUUAAUUCCACCAAUUUUACAAUAAUUUGAUGACAGUAGAAGUUUAUAGUUGGGUAUUUAAGACUUAACCUUUUUAUGGUGUACUCUUAAAUAACUCAAGCGUUUAGAAAUUAAUUUUUCAGAAGUGACCAAGAGUUUUCAGUGAAAAAACUGGUUGAAGAAAAAUAGAAAAAAAAAAAUGUUGGCAUUAACUCUUGGAAAUGUGUAAUAUAGUUAUGCAGUGGAAUAGCAGGAGCAUCUCAAGUAGCAAUAUACUUGCUCUGCUGGUGCUUCAAAGCAGAAACAGGACAUUAUAAAUGCUCGCCAUGUGAAUAUUGUUUCUCUAUUGGAAUUGCUCUUCAGAUUCUCAGUUUUCAGCUGGGAUUGCUACUCAGCUGUUUACAACAGGUAUGGCUUGUUUGCCAUACAUUAAACUUUCCAUAUUGACCAACGAUUUUCAACUAAGGAAAUGUUAAUCAAUAUUAGGUUUAGAAUCUUUUUUUAAUAAAAAGUGUUAAAAGUAUUUGGCCGAUAGGCCUGUAGACCAUCAGUUUGGGUUUCUUUGUUUAUAUAACCUUCAGUGAUAUUCCCAUUAUGUAUUUGGCAACUUUUUUAUAAGAUAUACAUAUAUAUAUUAGUUAUCUUUCCUUGGAAACAUUGCAUUGAAAAAGAGAAUAUUUUGUGAACUCAAUCUCAGAAAAUCCAUUAUGUUCUUUAACACAACAGGAUAAGUUGCAUAGUUUUCCAGCAGCAGAUAUUAUUUCUCAGUAUGAACACCAACGCCAAUGAAUAUUCAGAUAUACUGCUGACUCAAAGGGCAGUGAUCUGUACCCUGUGAAAAGGAUGAAACUUUUUUAGUGAAGCAGUCAGCAGUUCUCCACAUGAGAAAGGUUGUGCUAAGUCGUCGACAGUUCCCUAGUUGGCGACAUUGUACAUAGCUGUAUAGUUUGUGAUUCUACUAUUUAAUAAAGACUUGUGAAGACCAGGACUGACUUGCUGGUGGUAGUUAACUGCCAUGUGCGUAAUACAGAUUUCUUUUCUGCAUUCCAUAUUUAAAUAAUGCAUAAAGAUGACCAUGAUUUUCUUGUGUAUUUUGUAAAGAUCUACACUUGUGUUUGUAUUGAUAUUGACAUAGUGUACGUAUGGGGAUCUUUUAAGAACAGUUGGAACUGACUGUCAUUUAGCUUUUGCCAAGAACAGUUUUUGCACCUUUUUGCUCUGGCUGUUAUUCAUUUACAGUGUUAAGGGAAGGUUGAUAUAGGUAGAGAUUCAUUUUGUAUAUUUUUCAUGGUUAUUUAUUUGUUUAUCAUAUUUCUAAUGCCUGGUCUCAUUACCCAUGCAAGCAUUACCAUGAUUGCAAUCAUACUAUUUGAUGUAUAUUUUUUUAUUCUUUCUUUUUUAUUCCUUCAUUGUUAAAAUCAUCAUCAUCAUCAUCAUCUCAGUAUUACCACCAAUCAUUUCCGUAAUCCUCUUAUUCCUUCUUUCUUCUUCUCCUUCUUUAUAUACAUAUAUAAAUUAUUAAAAACACCAUCAGAGUAUCUAUCCUUAACUGAAAUUGUAAAUUGUCAUGCUGUCAUACUGUAUAGUUUCCUGGAAUAAAGAUUUUCAUAAGAAAAUGAAACAAAAUAAAUGCUUUUAAAAGUUACUGUAUCAGACAUGGAGUCAGUUGCCAGUUCAGUUUCAGCACUUGGGUAAGGACAAUUUUGAAUUGUAUUGUUUAAAAUGAAGUGAAAUCUUGGAAGCUGCAAAUAGAGGAAUACAUUUUCUGUAAAUAAUUGUCACUGUGCUGGGCUUCUAAAUAGCACUUCAAUAUUUAUGAUUUCUUUUUUGUAAAUACAGUAACUAUAAGGAAAUGAACCUAGUAGACAUGUAAAUACCGAACUCAAAGGCUAUGUUACCUUCAGAAAUAAAAUGGAAGGGAGUAUA